Messenger RNA from Lindgomyces ingoldianus, 1347 nucleotides. RefSeq names its product NADP-specific glutamate dehydrogenase. Gene Ontology annotation, cellular component: cytosol. The transcript is spliced from 4 exons. Gene Ontology annotation, molecular function: L-glutamate dehydrogenase (NADP+) activity. Lineage: Eukaryota; Fungi; Ascomycota; Dothideomycetes; Pleosporales; Lindgomycetaceae. The record is from RefSeq and is a predicted model, not a curated record. The coding region runs from base 1 to 1347 and encodes 448 amino acids.
AUGGCCGAGCCUGAGUUUGAGCAAGCCAGGAAGGAGCUCGUCUCUACCUUGGAAAGCUCCACCUUGUUCGAGAAGAACCCAGAGUACAAGAAGGCACUCGAGGUCGUCUCCAUCCCUGAGCGCAUCAUUCAGUUCCGAGUCGUCUGGGAGAACGACAAGGGUGAGUGCCAGGUCAAUAAGGGAUACCGUGUGCAAUUCAACUCUGCUCUUGGUCCCUACAAGGGCGGUCUCCGACUCCACCCUACUGUCAAUCUCUCCGUCCUCAAGUUUUUGGGCUUCGAGCAGAUCUUUAAGAAUGCUCUUACUGGACUCAACAUGGGUGGUGGUAAAGGCGGCGCCGAUUUUGACCCCAAGGGCAAGUCUGACAACGAGAUCCGCAAGUUCUGUGUUGCCUUUAUGAGGGAGCUCAGCAAGCACAUUGGUGCUGAUACUGAUGUCCCGGCCGGCGAUAUCGGUGUCGGCGGACGUGAGAUUGGUUGGUUGUUCGGUACCUACCGUGCCGAGCGGAAUCGCUGGGAAGGCGUGUUGACUGGAAAGGGUGGAUCAUGGGGUGGGAGCUUGAUCAGACCCGAAGCCACUGGCUAUGGUCUUAUUUACUACGUCGAGCACAUGAUCCAAUAUGCCACAGGAGGCAAAGAGAGCUUCGCUGGCAAGAAGGUCGCUAUCUCUGGUUCUGGGAAUGUCGCUCAAUACGCCGCCCUGAAGGUCAUCGAGCUUGGUGGAACCGUCGUCUCCCUCUCUGACAGCAAGGGUGCCCUGAUUGCCACUGAUGACAAUUGCUUCACCCCCGAAGUCAUUCACAACAUUGCCGCACUCAAGAUUGCUCGCAAGUCCCUUACUGACCUCGAGAACCACCCUUUCAAGUACAUUGAGGGUGCCCGACCCUGGAAGGAAGUAGGAAAGGUCGACAUCGCUCUUCCUUGCGCUACCCAGAACGAGGUCUCCGCCGACGAAGCCGAGGCUCUGAUCGCAUGUGGCGCGAAGUUCAUCGCUGAAGGUUCUAACAUGGGCUGUACACAGGGGGCGAUCGAUGCCUUUGAAGCCCACCGUAAGGCUAACGCCGGGAACGCCAUCUGGUAUGGGCCUGGCAAAGCUGCAAACGCGGGCGGUGUUGCCGUCUCUGGUCUCGAAAUGGCACAGAACUCACAGCGCUUGAAGUGGACUUCCGAGGAGGUCGACCAGAAGCUCAAGGGCAUCAUGAAGGCUUGCUUCGAGAACUGUCUCGAGACUGCCAAGGAGUACAUCACUCCUGCUGAGGGCGAGUUCCCGUCUCUCGUUGCCGGCGCUAACGUUGCGGGUUUCAAGAAGGUAGCUGCUGCUAUGCAGGACCAAGGUGAUUGGUGGUGA